Pistacia vera is the source of this 765-nucleotide messenger RNA. RefSeq lists its product as uncharacterized. The transcript is spliced from 3 exons. Lineage: Eukaryota; Viridiplantae; Streptophyta; Magnoliopsida; Sapindales; Anacardiaceae. The record is from RefSeq and is a predicted model, not a curated record. Bases 1 to 765 code for a protein of 254 amino acids.
AUGGAUGCUAUAACUGCAAUUGGUCCUAGGUAUAAACUCCCAACUUAUCAUAGUUUGCGUGUAAAUUUAUUGAGAGAUGCUAAGAAAGAAGUGCAAUUACUUGUUGAUGGUUACAAGAAAACUUGGGAGGAUGUUGGAUUAGAUGCUUCAGAUGUUGUAAAGGAUGCUGGAUAUUUGUUCAACUUGUUUGAGGAAAUAACUUUAUGGGUUGGACCAAACAAUAUUGUUCAUUUUGUCACUAACAAUGGAGAAAAUUAUAAAGAUGUUGUAAAAAUGUUGUGUGCAAAAUAUAACAAUAUUACUUGGUCUCCCUAUGCAACACAUUGCAUUAAUUUGAUGUUAAAAGACAUAGCUGAGAUGAAUAGCAUAGUUAACCUUUCGAGAUGUGCAUCUGAGGUUACAAAGUUUGUGUAUAAUCAUUUGUUUGUGCUAGCUUUGCUGAGGAAAAACCAGGGUUGGACAAAAAUUGUACGCACAGGCACAACUCGUUUUGCCACAACUUUCAUUGCAUUGAGCAGUCUACGUCAGCACAAACAUGACUUGCAAUCUACGGUGACAAAUAGAGCUUUUGUGGAGUCUCAAUAUGCAAAAACUAAUAAAGACAAAACAUUUAUUUCCAUAGUUCUAGAUAACCGAUUCUGGGAUGACAUUGGUAUAAUUUCCAAAGUUGUGAGUCCAUUGAUGUGUAUGCUUUGGAUUGUAGACUCAGAUAAAAGGCCUUCAAUAGGAUAUGUGUAUGAUGACAUGUACAAAACGAGGAUGUAG